Molecule: messenger RNA, 1635 nt
Organism: Diaporthe citri
Lineage: Eukaryota; Fungi; Ascomycota; Sordariomycetes; Diaporthales; Diaporthaceae
Exons: 2
Coding region: 1-1635 (544 amino acids)
Cellular component (GO): plasma membrane
Source: RefSeq, a predicted model, not a curated record
AUGCUGGCCAGCACCGGCUGCCUGCUGUUCUUGCGCGCCACCUCCAACAAGGCCAGACGGGCAAGCCAAUUCUACCUCAUCCAGCAUGAACUUCCUGUCCUCCGGAAGCGAAUCAGUCUUGGCGGCGCCACUCUCUCGGUCUGGCUUGUCGGCUUAAUUCUUGCGACCACAGGGUUUUGGGCUCAGCCGCUCCUUGAAUACUGGGCGAUAAGGACAGUGCCACUGGACUGGACGACUGCAAAGAUACGCCUCGCCGUGACAGGCAUCAUUGGGCACCAUGCAGAUUUGUUGCUCGGGCUGGUGAUCAUACCGGUGUCCAGGAACAGUCUUCUUGGGCAAGCAUUUGAGCUGCACCAGAGCACGCUUCUGUACGCGCACAAACUGAUCGCCUAUCUUCUCUUUGCUGCGGCUCUUGCACAUGGAGCCGCAUAUUAUUUUUUCGUUGGUGCAUAUCGCCCAGCCCUUCCAGAACGGAAAAUGGCUUUCAACAUCGACAACCCGACCCAAACAAUUGAGGAAGCAGAACAGGGUAGUGGAUGGUAUUAUGCCACACUGCCGGCUGGCAUGAUCGGGUUCCUGCUAAUGGUCACGAUCAUCAUCACCUCGCUCCCAGCCCUGCGACGCAAAAGCUACAACACUUUCUACUAUGUGCAUGUGAUAUGCAGCUUCUGGGCCUUCGUUGCGUUAAGCGUGCAUGCCAGCACCGACUUCUACUUCCUCCUUCCCGGACUUAUACUUUGGAUAGCGGAUUGGUGUUGGAGGUUUUUCCGAGGCACAAGCGGCGGCUUGGGCAAAAAGGUUGUUGGCACAAUCGAAAACGCCGGGGAAGGAUGGUACAGAAUCUCUCUCCCAGCGUCGGCAAAAUCCAUUGAUGAACCAGGUGCUGCGGAAAAGGAGGCUGCAAUCACGCAUCCGGUGCAGUCUUAUAAUUUGGUCCUCCCAGAAAUCAGCAAAACACAGAACCACGCGUUCACAGUCGCCAAGGUUGGCUCCGUGGCAGAGGGGCCAGUUUUCCUGCUGCAACGGGCGCAGGGAAAGGUGACAAAGAAGCUGGAGAAGGAGUGGACCUGGAAACUUGGUGCAGUCGUUGCUGAGGUUGGGAGCCGACGGGAAGUUGAAAUGAGGGUUGAGGGCCCUUACUACCCAAGCGAUGUUGGCUUUGCAGUUGCCUCACGAGUCAUUUGCAUCGUUGGAGGCACGGGACUCACGGGAGCGUACAGCCUCGCUAUGUGGUGGUUGAAACAUCGUUCCCAGGACCAGCAAGCCGAGUUCCAGCUGGUAUGGACUGUGCGGUACAACAACAUGACUAACCUUCGUGAAUGGAAGCAACUAGGGGACACGGUCACCUCUGUUCCAAACAUGGCCAUUCGGGUCCAUGUCAGCUCGGAAUCCGGUCGCAUGGACACUGAAGGAUACCUGCGGGACAUGCUGUCGACUGGCUCCAGAAGUACAACUAUUCCAGACAUGCGCCAUAAAGCCUGGGUGUAUGUUUCAGGCCCCGAAAGCCUCUUGAGCUCAACAGAAAUGGCGUGUUUAGCAACACGAAGGAAAGUCAGAAAUGGUCGGAGGCAACAGGAUUCACACCCAUGGCUUGUGGCUGACCUAGAGUGGUUUUCUGCAAAAUGGGAAGUGUAA